Amorphotheca resinae ATCC 22711 is the source of this 1530-nucleotide messenger RNA. RefSeq lists its product as hypothetical. The transcript is spliced from 2 exons. Bases 1 to 1530 code for a protein of 509 amino acids. NCBI's taxonomy places the organism in Eukaryota, Fungi, Ascomycota, Leotiomycetes, Helotiales, Amorphothecaceae. Gene Ontology annotation, biological process: calcium import into the mitochondrion; mitochondrial calcium ion homeostasis. Gene Ontology annotation, cellular component: uniplex complex; mitochondrial inner membrane. The record is from RefSeq and is a predicted model, not a curated record. Gene Ontology annotation, molecular function: uniporter activity; calcium channel activity.
AUGCUCCCCAAUGGAGCGUUCAACGCUCCCCUUUCUCCCUUACAACGAGCCGUAAUAUCCACCUUCCGCAGCAGACCGUACAUAAAUCAGCCAUUGCUUUCUGUGCGACCUUUCUCAUCUUCCAGAGCAUGGAGCAACGAAAAUUCCACGGCUAAAGCUAAAGCCCCAAACGGCCGAGACCAAGAGACGCACGAACAACAGGCCUUCAACACACAAAUUGACAAUGCGGUGGGAGAAGCCAAGGAACUACAGACAAGAACGCCAUGGCAUAGAGAAGGGACCGAUAAGCCACCUGUGAAGCGUCAGCGUAGCGCUGGAGCAAUGACUAAAGGCAAAUUGCUCACUACGCCCUCGAAACUACUAAAAUUGAUCAUCCCUCUUACAACACUUGACAAGAAUGACGACAGAAAAUCCAUUGAGCCUCUAGCUCUGCUCGUGCACCCUCAACAACCACUAUCCUACCUAGAGCGGCUGAUCCAAUCCGAGAUCCCUAUGAUCGUCGGCAAGGACGGAAAGGAGAAAGUCCCAGAUGUGUAUUUCCGGGCCGAGGACCCGGCAUAUGGGCAGGAUGCUGCCAAGGAGGUAGACGCCGAUAUAGACGAAGUAGCACUUCCCGAGAGCGAAGAAGGGGACGAGGAAGGGAGCGAAAAGACGAUGAUCGAUGGGAAGCCAAUGAAGCUUGGCAAGAUCGUCAACAAGAAUGAGAAAAGUUCCAAUAUAGGCGGGAAUAAUGAGAUGAUUGAGGCCGCUGGGUUGAGAGGUGGGCCCGGAGAAGGAGGGGUGGAGAGUUAUAGUGGCCGGGGUAGAGAAACACCUUCAAAUCCCGACGAAACCAAAUUUGUGCGCUGGUCCUCCAGCACCGAGAUCGGGGAUUUUAUUCGCGAUGCUGCUCGUGGGAAAGAGUUCGCCGUCGAGAUCGAGGGCGCGAGCAAGGAUAUCCGUGUCGGCGUCCCCUCUUUCAACGACCGGACCUUUUAUCUAAGAGUUAGGUUAAGGAAAGCGAGUAGGAGGCUGGAGGAGAUGGGUAAGGUCAAGAAAGAAUGCGACGAUCUGGCGCACAGGAGUGCGCAGAGACUUGCCAUGGGCGGAUUUGGCGUCCUCGUUUCGUGGUGGGCGGCCAUCUACCAUUUUACAUUCCGCACUGACUAUGGCUGGGAUACGAUGGAACCUAUUACCUACCUAGCAGGCCUCUCCUCCAUCAUGCUCGGCUAUCUCUGGUUUCUAUACAACAACCGCGAAGUCUCGUACCGCGCAGCCCUGAACCUGACAGUCUCCCGACGCCAGAACGCCCUCUAUAAUUCCCGUGGCUUUGACAUGUCCAAAUGGGAAUCUCUGAUCGGUGAAGCGAACGCUUUGAGGAACGAGAUUAAAAGCAUUGCGAAUGAGUAUGAUGUGGAUUGGGACGAGAAGCUGGAUGAAGGUAGCGAGGAGGUCCAUGACACGCUGAAAGCGGAGAGGGCCAAGGAACGGAAGAAGAAUGACGAUGAAGAGGAAGAUGAGGAGGAGGGACAGAAGGGGAAGAGUGAUUAG